This is a messenger RNA of Hypoxylon fragiforme, 942 nucleotides long. RefSeq lists its product as uncharacterized. Bases 1 to 942 code for a protein of 313 amino acids. The transcript has 2 exons. NCBI's taxonomy places the organism in Eukaryota, Fungi, Ascomycota, Sordariomycetes, Xylariales, Hypoxylaceae. The record is from RefSeq and is a predicted model, not a curated record.
AUGAGUCUUCUUGACGCAUUUACCUGUUUCAACAAUCUCCCCAAGGAACUCCGCCUGGAAAUCUGGGAGUUUUAUUUUGCCGGUCCGCGCAUUCACGUCCUUCAUCCGGCGCCUACCAGCCGGGACCGAAGUGUUGCUGCUGGCACGAGGGACAGGGACACUCCCUUAUUCCACUGCACCAUUCUGGACUCAUCCACGAAUCGCAUCACCAGAAAUGAUCAUCCCUGCAUUCCCAUCACCCGCGAGGCACGUGCCAUCUCCAUCUCCCUGAAGCGCCAGUUCACGCCCGUCAGGUUCGCCAAGGAUUUCACCCAGGCCGUCACCGGCCCUCUGCCCAUGCCCUUUCCUACGCGGAAUUUAAGCAUACAUAGAGCUGAUGAUGGUGAUGAGACGAACAAGCCUCCUCCCAAAACCACUAAACCCGAAGUCGAAGUCGUUUAUAUCAACUGGAACGUUGACUACGCGGAGCAAGCCUUCUGGGCCCUCCGCAACGUGCCCUGGCGCCGCAAGAUGAAGAAGCUGGCGCUGCUCGUGCCCGAGAGCGAGUACGACCGCGCCAUCGCGUUCGGGCCCACGGGCCCCAUCCGCGAGGUUCUCGAGUCCAUCGAGGAGCUCGAAGAGCUCUUCCUCGUUCUGCGUCUCUCGGCCAGCCUCACGGUCUCCGAUGACGCGGCGGGCAGGAUAGCGGGCCUGCGCCGAGACAGGUACGGGUUCGCGCCGUACGUCGACUACCUCAAGAUCGUCGGCCUACACGGCAGCAGCAUGGGAUACACACGCUCGGCGAUGUCGUUCCGGUCGGCGCUGGCGGGCAUUCGGGCGAAGGAGAUCGAGCUGGUUAGGGUUGUGGAUGUGGAUAGUCUUACGUGUGCGUACGGAGAGUAUGAGCGGAGGCUGUGCCAGUGUCGUGUAACGGGACCUACCCCCCAUGUAUCCACUAGGUGA